AUGGCAAGUGGAAGUGGUAAUGGUAGUGGUACGGGUGGUAGCGGUGCUCCAGAUUGGCGCCAGAUCGUUAGGGAUGAGCUGCGUGCCGUUACGUCUAGGGAGAUAAAUCGGGCGUUACAAGCGGCCAUGCAGCAGCAGCAACAGCCGGCGGUACCUCGACCCAUCCAUCAUCGAACUCAAAUACCUCGGGACCGCAUCGCUGCACACCAUCGGUUGUAUGUCGAUUACUUUGCUCUAGAGCCGCGGUUUGGGGACAACUCAUUCCGCCGACGUUUUAGGAUGAUGCGUCCACUGUUUCUUCGUAUUGUUGGAACUUUAGAGCGUCAGUACAAAUAUUUCAGGAUCAGAGAGGAUGCAGUCGGUAAACCCGGCCACACGCCCAUUUAG
Messenger RNA from Salvia hispanica, 387 nucleotides. Lineage: Eukaryota; Viridiplantae; Streptophyta; Magnoliopsida; Lamiales; Lamiaceae. The record is from RefSeq and is a predicted model, not a curated record.